Molecule: messenger RNA, 2188 nt
Organism: Temnothorax curvispinosus
Lineage: Eukaryota; Metazoa; Arthropoda; Insecta; Hymenoptera; Formicidae
Product: fatty acid synthase-like
Exons: 6
Coding region: 191-2170 (659 amino acids)
Biological process (GO): fatty acid biosynthetic process
Molecular function (GO): fatty acid synthase activity
Source: RefSeq, a predicted model, not a curated record
CUAGCCAUUGCAGAUAGAGACAAUUUGCAGAUCUGGUCAGAUCUGAUAAUUUAAAUAUGAUCAUGUAUCUCGGCAGAUCUAAUUCCUUUUUCCCGGGAUAUAUAUUUUUUAUCUUUUAGGUGUUUUGUCACCUAAUGGUUACUGCAGACCUUUCGAUGUCGCUGCAAACGGUUAUUCACGUAGCGAAACAAUGGGAGUGAUAUACCUCCAAAAAGCAAAGAAUGCGAAAAGAAUUUAUGCUAUAUGUCCGCAUAUUAAGACAAACAGCGAUGGUUACAAAGAAGAAGGAAUAACAUAUCCAUCGAUGCUUGUGCAAAGUACUUUGCUAAUGGAAUUUUACAAUGAGUGCGGAAUACCGACAUCUUGCAUAGAUUACAUUGAAACACAUGGUACCGCCACCAAAGUCGGCGAUCCUCAGGAAAUCAAUGCUAUUCAUAAUGUUUUGUGUAAGAAUAGAAAAACUCCAUUAAUGAUCGGCUCUGUAAAAUCCAAUCUUGGUCAUGCUGAAGCAGCAAGUGGUUUUUCUCAGAUCGCCAAGGUAAUAAUAGCAUUCGAAACUGGCUUUGUUCCACCAAAUAUUAAUUUUACAUCACCACGAACUGAUAUAGAUGCCUUGAAAAAUGGAACUGUUCGUGUCAUCAAAGAAUCAAUACCACUUAAAAACGGUUACAUAGGUAUCAAUUCUUUUGGUUUCGGGGGAUCUAAUGUACACACGUUAUUAAAGUGGAACAUUAAACCAAAAGUUAACAAUGGAACACCGAGUGAUGGCUUGUCAAGACUUGUAAUAUUAUCUGGGAGCACUAAAGAAUCAGUGAAGUUGUUUUUAAAUGACGUCGCUAAUCGUCCGAUAAAUAUAGAAUAUAUUCGUUUACUACACGACGUCCAUGCGGACAGUAUAGACGGUCAUCGAUGGAGAGGAUUUACUAUACUGAAUACCUUGCAACAAGAUUCAAUGAAGGAAGUUCAAUAUUGUGAAAAUGCGAAAAGACCUGUUUGGUUUAUAUUUUCUGCUUUAGGCUCGCAAUGGCCAGGAAUGGGUCGAAAUUUAUUAAAAUUUCGCGUCUUUGCAAAUGCUAUACGAAUGUGCGAUGUCACUUUAAAACCAUAUGAUAUAAGUGUCACGGAUAUUUUGACGAAAACAGACGAAAAAGUGUGCGAAGACGCGUUGCAUGCGUUUGUUGGCAUUGUCGCUAUUCAGAUCGGCUUAGUAGAUCUUCUAACAUCAUUAGGAAUGAUUCCGGAUUAUAUGAUUAGUCACUCUGCUAGUGAACUUGGUUGCGCGUAUGCCGAUGGAUGUCUCACUACUGAACAAGCCAUUUUAUCAGCAUAUUUUAUUGGUUUGGCGUGUGCUGAAGGAAAAAUAAUUCGUAGCUCUAUGGCAAUUGUCAGUCUUGAUUACAAGUGCCUCAAAAACAUGUGUCCAGUGGAUAUUGAAAUAAUAUGCCGCAACAGCGAGAACUGUAACGUUGUGAGUGGGCCCACAGAAUCCAUGCAAGAAUUUAUGAAAAAAUUACAGAUUAAUAAUAUUCACGUAAAAGAGAUACACUGCAACGUACCGUAUCACAGUUCUCAUCUCGAAUCUGUGGAAAUUCAACUUUUGCUUAAUUUAAACAAAGUAAUAUCACGGCCAAAGAAACGGAGUCCAAAGUGGGUCAGCACUUCCAUACCUCGCACCGAAUGGUUCACCUCAGCGUCAAAAUUGUCAUCGGCGGACUAUCAUACACAUAGUAUAUUAAGUACCGUUUUAUUUGAACAAACAACGCAUCUAAUUCCAAGUAACGCAGUUACCAUCGAAAUCGCACCACACGCCGUUCUGCAGCACGUUCUAAAAGAAUCUUUGCAUCCAGAAGUGACGAACGUUGUAUUAAAUCGACGCAUUGAACAAAAUAUCAAUGUAAUUUUGCAAGGAAUUGGAAGGCUCUAUAACUGUGGCUUACAGCCGAAAAUUGCUAAUUUAUACCCGCCAGUGGAAUUUCCUGUUAGUCGAGGAACUCCUAUGAUUUCCCCAUCGAUCAGGUACAAGAUAUUAUUUGAAUUUCGCAAUAAAAAUGUUACCUACAUAAGAAAAAAAAUAUAUGCACUACCUAUCGUUCAAAAGUUUGGAAGCAUUACUUUCUUAAGAAAAACAAUAGUGGUGUCAAUACUUCUAAAGAAAAAACGUCAUGUAUGAAAAACUUUACUGUGUGUU